AUGGCGGAAGCACAAAGCCGUCAAAAGAGUUAUACCGAUACAAGGAGAAUAGACUUAUCAUUUGAAAUUGUUAAGAAAGUUGGACUUGUCACUUAUAGAGUUGCAUUGCCGGACUAUUUUGGGGAAGUUCAUGAUGUGUUCCAUGUGUUGACAUUGAAGAAGUGUUUUGGACAACAAGAGCUACGUUUUGUUGACCCUGAAUGCAUUCAACUUUACCCGAACCUUACUUAUGAAACUGCCUCGACGCAGAUCGUGGAUUGGAAAGAGCAAAGGCUAAGGUCUAAGACGAUACCUUUGGUGAAAGUGUCAUGGGACGAUCCGUUGGCUCAAUAUUUCUCUUGGGAGAGAGAAGCCGAUAUAAGGGAGCAAUAUCCAUAUUUGUUUCUUUGA
Messenger RNA from Juglans regia (Persian walnut), 390 nucleotides. RefSeq lists its product as uncharacterized. Lineage: Eukaryota; Viridiplantae; Streptophyta; Magnoliopsida; Fagales; Juglandaceae. The transcript has 2 exons. The coding region runs from base 1 to 390 and encodes 129 amino acids. The record is from RefSeq and is a predicted model, not a curated record.